AUGGGAAAGAAGACAUCUCGACCGGCCACCAAGGUCGGCUCUGCCGCAUCGCCUGGGGCAGGUUUGUCGCACGGCAGCAAGUCCUCUAUCCUGCGAGCCGCGUUCUCCCCGUCAGAAUACCAAUUGGCCCUGUUCGCCUCCGUCAUCCAGGGCCUGGACGCCCAGCAUCUCCGCAUCCAUGAUACCACUACCGGCCGACUACAAUGUGAGCAUGCGCUGGCGCCGAAGGAGGUGGUGACCUCGCUGGACUGGGGAUAUUGCGGUGGCAAGAACUCCCCAAAGAAGAAGCGCAAGCGCGGCUCCGAGGUCAACGGCAAUGCUGACGGGUUUGACCAGGGUGAUGUGGUCGUUGCGUUUGGCACCAGCACCUCCGAUAUUCGUUUCUACUCACCUGUAGAGGAUGCAGUCGUAAGCACUCUGACUGGUGCACAUGAGAAAGGCAUCAAGGAUUUCAAGUUCACUGCUGGACACCCGGGCCAGGAAGGCUGGAGUAUUGGCGGCGAUAACAAGCUUAUCCAGUGGGAUCUGCGAACAGGAAAAUCACUUAGAACUAUUCACCUGCCGUCCUCCUCUAUCUUCUCCACCCUCUCUCGCCCUGUCCCCUCCAACCCGCCCGUUAUCUGCGCAUCUCAGGCUCCCUUCUUAAUAGACAUCGAAAAUUCCGAGGAGCCCACCCAGUUCUCUGCUAUGCGAAACCAGAUCCACACAGUGAUCACCUCAUCCGAGGAAUCAGCCACGGGCGCAUUCCUCGCAGCGGACGGAGAGCGCUUCAUCAACGUAUUUGACGCCUCCAGCCAGAAGCUGGUCCGCAACCUUGUCGCCGAGACCGACGUUACCUCCUUGUCUCUGCAAGCCGCCAGCCCAGAGAAGCAAAUUCUUGCCGCUGUUACUUCAGAUGGAACUAUCGAGUUCUUCAGCAAACCCUUCGCCCAGCCACAAACUGCGCAGUCCAGCAGCGCUAAGGCUUCCCGCAAACAGAUGACCCAAAAGGCCAGCGCUGCGCUGAAGGUCGUGAACUCCUCUGACACCACUGUAUCAGUAGUAUCAACCACUUUCCACGGCCACGAAAUCAUCGUGGCCUACGCCGAGGGUGGUGUGAUUCCGGUUUUCGAGCGGGUCAAGUUCCUGGACGAGAACACCGACGAGCUCGCCUUUACCGGAACAAAGGUCGUGGCCAAGACAAAGUCUAGCUCGAUCAUUGCUUCCGCGAAGACAAGUGGUACCAAGGACGCAACGGAAAGCCGCGUUGAUGAGACCUUCACUCAUGUGCAGACCGGAAACGACAUCGACGACGACGUCGAGAUGAAUGACACCCGCGACGAUGUGUCUGACUCCGAAGACGCUGACUCCGAAGACGAUGACAAUGAUAAGCCCACCGAAAAGAAGCCCAAGGCCAUCAAAGCUGCCCAAGAUUCAGACAUCGAAAUGGACAGCGCUGCCGGCUCAGACGAAGAACAAGACGAAAAAGCCGACGACGACGAUGAAGAAGAAGACGGCGUUGAGCCCUCCUUCGGUGAGCUCCUCCGUGCCAGCGCGGGCCAAGAGGUCGAUGUUGAAGCCGAGCUAGACGACGACGUCAACCUCGGCACCCUGGUCCCCGGCAAACCGGCCGCAGCCGUGCAGCAGAUCCCUACCGGCGUCUCGCUCUCCACGGUGUUGACGCAGUCGCUGAAGACGAACGACAGCGCCAUGCUGGAAUCCUGCUUCUACACCACCGACAUCAACACCAUUCGCACCACCAUCCAACGCCUCGACUCCUCUCUCGCCGCGACCCUGCUGCAGAAGAUCGCCGAGCGCCUGUCCUCGCGGCCUGGCCGUUACGGCCGCCUUCUGGCGUGGAUGCAGUGGGUCUGCGUUGCACAUGGCGGUGCUCUCGCGGGACACCCGGAGCUGUUGAAGCGGAUUUCCACAUUAUACCAGGUCAUGGACCAGCGAUCGUCGAGUCUGUCUUCUUUGCUUUUGCUGAAAGGCAAGUUGGAUAUGCUCGAGGCGCAGCUUGGAUUGCGACGGGCGCUCCAGAGUGGUGCGAAGGGCGAGGAUGAGGACGAGGAUGAUGUGAUAUAUGUUGAAGGGCAGGAGGAUGAGGAUAGCGACGAGGCGGAGUCUAAGCCGCGGAAGUCUAUCCGGGAGCAGACGUUCGAUGAAGAUGAGUCUAUGAUGAACGGUAUUGCGGAUGAAUCGGAGGACGACGUGGAUGACGGCAGUGAGGAUGAAGAGGAGGAUGACGAUGAGGGCCUUCUUGACGUCGAGGCGGAGGAGUCGGCUGGUUCUUCUGAUGCGGAAGAGUCGCUUGAGGAGAAUGAGGACGACGAUGACGAUGAAGCGGAUAGUGAUGGGUCGAUGGUGGAUUUCAUCGCUGAUACCGAGGACGAGGAGUCGGACGAUGCUGUUGCCCAGCCGCCGCCCGCGAAAAAGAGCAAGAGUGGGAAGAAGAAGGGUGGCAAGAAAUAA
Messenger RNA from Penicillium chermesinum, 2451 nucleotides. RefSeq names its product WD40 repeat and Utp12 domain-containing protein. Gene Ontology annotation, biological process: maturation of SSU-rRNA from tricistronic rRNA transcript (SSU-rRNA, 5.8S rRNA, LSU-rRNA). Bases 1 to 2451 code for a protein of 816 amino acids. The transcript is spliced from 2 exons. The record is from RefSeq and is a predicted model, not a curated record. Gene Ontology annotation, molecular function: protein binding. Lineage: Eukaryota; Fungi; Ascomycota; Eurotiomycetes; Eurotiales; Aspergillaceae. Gene Ontology annotation, cellular component: nucleolus.